Solea senegalensis (Senegalese sole) is the source of this 5385-nucleotide messenger RNA. It is a transcript of the gene slc16a3b, whose product is annotated as solute carrier family 16 member 3b. Gene Ontology annotation, cellular component: membrane. The record is from RefSeq and is a predicted model, not a curated record. The transcript has 6 exons. Gene Ontology annotation, molecular function: monocarboxylic acid transmembrane transporter activity. Gene Ontology annotation, biological process: monocarboxylic acid transport; transmembrane transport. Lineage: Eukaryota; Metazoa; Chordata; Actinopteri; Pleuronectiformes; Soleidae. Bases 116 to 1555 code for a protein of 479 amino acids.
CGGUGACGGAGGCGCGCGCACAUGAUAAGCGCAUCUGAAAGUGGACGACAGCAUCACACCAGUAUCACAGAUUGUGUAAAGCUACUGACCUCAACAACAACAGCCACAGAGCAUCAUGGGAGGAGUCGCGCUGGACGACGGGCCCAGUGGGGUGAAGGCGCCAGAUGGCGGAUGGGGCUGGGCAGUUCUGUUUGGCUGCUUUGUCAUCACUGGCUUCUCCUACGCCUUCCCCAAGGCUGUCAGCGUCUUCUUCAAAGAGCUGAUCCGAGAGUUUGACGUCGGAUACAGCGACACUGCCUGGAUCUCAUCGAUACUGCUCGCCAUGCUGUAUGGCACAGGUCCUCUAUGCAGUGUGAUGGUGAACAGGUUUGGCUGCCGACCGGUGAUGAUGGUUGGAGGGCUCUUUGCCUCGUUGGGAAUGAUUCUCGCCUCGUUUGCCACCAGCAUCAUACACAUCUACCUCUGCACUGGAGUUAUAACAGGUCUGGGUCUUGCGUUGAACUUCCAGCCGUCUCUGAUAAUGCUGAAUCGAUACUUCAGUGAAAAACGACCUCUAGCCAAUGGCUUGGCAGCAGCAGGCAGCCCUGUGGCGCUGUGCUGUCUCUCCCCACUAGGACAGGUCCUCCAGUACAAUUAUGGCUGGAGGGGGGGUUUCCUCAUUCUGGGGGGCAUACUGCUCAACUGCUGUGCGUGUGGCGCCCUUAUGAGGCCCCUGUUGGCCCCUAAGAAACCUGCCAAUGAGCUGGAUGGGAUGCCCGCAGUGGAAGUGAAGAAGCCCGCGACUAAGAAGAAACUGUUGGACUUCAGCGUGUUCAGGGACCGAGGGUUCCUCAUCUAUACCAUCGCCGCGUCGGUCAUGGUGCUGGGCUUGUUUGUGCCCCCCGUGUUCGUGGUCAGCUAUGCCAAAGGCCUCGGCUACGAAGCCACUCAGUCGGCACUGCUGCUCACCAUACUGGGAUUUGUGGACAUGUUCGCUCGUCCCCUCGCAGGACUCGUAGCUGGCAUGAAGUCCGUGCGACCCAAAUGCAUCUACCUGUUUGCCUUUGCGAUGAUCUUCAACGGGAUCACCGACCUAGGGGGAUCACAGGCGACUGACUACACGGGUCUCGUGAUCUUCUGCAUAUUCUUCGGGAUAUCGUACGGCAUGGUGGGGGCACUGCAGUUCGAGGUCCUCAUGGCGAUCGUGGGGACGGAGAAGUUCUCCAGUGCCAUCGGCCUGGUGCUGCUGAUGGAAGCUAUCGCUGUGCUGUUGGGACCUCCUGGAGCAGGUCGCCUCUUGGAUGCCACGCACAAGUACAUGUACAUCUUCCUGUUGGCGGGCUGCGAGGUCACACUCUCUGCCUUUAUUUUGACCUUUGGAAACUGCUUUUGCAUGAGCAAGAAACCGGAAGACCCGCAGGCCAAGCUGGAGAUGGCGGUGACCGCCGCCGAGAGAGAGGGACUGAACUGUGUGGGGGACGGAGGGGACGAGGAGCCAAAGGACGGGGAGCAUGCGAAGGAGAAGGUGACGCCGAUGAAGGAGAGCGGAGAGCCAAACACUGAGACGUCUUUAUAGAGAACAAGUGGAGCGGAGGCAAGAGACGAACUUUGCCCUCAAGUGUGCACACACACACACACACACACAAGAAAUAGUGUUUAACAGUGUGAUAUACAGUUCUGUGCUAAAGUCUCAGGGCACCAGCAGCGUUGUUGAUUCGAUGUGGGUCAAACUCUGUGACCAGUGGCACCUGGAUUGGAAUGGUGUGACUGAACGUUGGUCUUGUACAGUGGGGCAAAAAAGUAUUUAGUCAGCCACCGCUUGUGCAAGUUCUCCCACUUAAAAUGAUGACAGAGGUCUGUGAUUUUCAUCAUAGGUACACUUCAACUGUGAGAGACAGAAUGUGAAAAAGAAAAUCCUGGAAAUCACAUUGUAGGAUUUUUAAAGAAUUUAUUUGUAAAUUAUGGUGGAAAAUAAGUAUUUGGUCACCUACAAACAAGCAACAUCUCUGGCUCUCACAGACCUGUAACUUCUUCUUUAAGAAGCUCUUCUGUCCUCCACUCAUUCCCUGUAUUAAUGGAACCUGUUUGAACUUGUUAUCUGUAUAAAAGACACCUGUCCACAGCCUCAAACAGUCAGACUCCAAACUCCACCAUGGCCAAGACCAUAGAGCUGUCGAAGGACACCAGGAACAAAAUUGAAGACCUGAACCAGCCUGGGAAGAGUGAAUCUACAAUAGGCAAGCAGCUUGGUGUGAAUAAAUCAACUGUGGGAGUGAUUAUUAGAAAAUGCAGAGAGCUGGGACCAAAGUAACAAAGGUUACCAUCACUAACGCACUACGCCGACAGGGCAUCAAAUCCUGCAGUGCCAGACGUCGUCCCCCUGCUUAAGCCAGUACGUGUCCAGGCCCGUCUGAAGUUUGCCAGAGAGCGUAUGGAUCGGGAGAAUGUCAUGUGGUCAGAUGAAACCAAAACAGAACGUUGUGGUACAAACUCAACUCGUCGUGUUUGGAGGAAGAGUUGCAUCCCAAGAACACCAUACCUACUGUGAAGCAGGGGGGUGGAAACAUCAUGCUUCGGGGCUGUUUUUCUUCAAAGGGGACAGGACAACUGAUCCGUGUUAAGGAAAGAAUGAAUGGGGCCAUGUAUCGUGAGAUUUUGAGCCAAAACCUCCUAGAAGAUGAAACGUGGCUGGGUCUUCCAGCAUGACAAUGACCCCCAAACACACCACCCGGGCAACGAAGGAGUGGCUCCGUAAGACGCAUUUCAAAGUCCUGGAGUGGCCUAGCCAGUCUCCAGACCUCAACCCCAUAGAACAUCUGUGGAGGGAGUUGAAAGUCUGUGUUGCCCGGGCGACAGCCGCAAAACAUCACUGCUCUAGAGGGGAUCCGCAUGGAGGAAUGUGCCAAAAUACCAGCUACAGUGUGUGCAAACCUGGUGAAGACCUACAUUAGACGUUUGACCUGUCAUUGCCAACAAGUUGGCAGGUUAUAUUACAAAGUAUUGAGUUGAACUUAUUUUCCACCAUCAUUUACAAAUAAAUUCUUUAAAAAUCCUACAAUGUGAUUUCCAGGAAAAUUACAGACCUCUGUCAUCAUUUUAAGUGGGAGAACUUGCACAAGCGGUGGCUGACUAAAUACUUUUUUGCCCCACUGUAUAUUCGCAGGUUUGUUUUUUUUUUACAGCAGAUAUUUGUUGACAAGUAGUAAGAACUAACACAGGUGUUAUUAGUUAGGGCUUUAAGUUUAAGGGGAGGUCGCACAAAAUAUUUGACACGUUUAACUGUAGAGGCUUCUUUUACUUGUUUUCUCUCACUCUUUUUAUUAUUUGUUAUUUUAAAACUACAUACUCUCUGGAUGUGUUCCAAUAAAGUGAUACGUCGUUAUACCAUAUGGUCAUAAAAUUGCUAAAUCAACAAAUCUAUUGGUGGCCCAAGACUUUUGCACAGUAGUGUACAUGGACCCAAAUAGAGAAUGAAGGGAACAAAGUGGGGUUAAGAAUGAAAACUACUGAAAUCUAGUUUAAUAAAAUGCAGAGAAGUGAUUUUAUCCAAACUGAAUUGAAUGCAACAUGCUCUCUCUCUUGCCUUUAACAUGCAGUUAUAGCAACACACCAACUUUUUUCUUUUUUUUCCAAUAUUGACAUUUAAAUCUGUUUGAUGGGUCAUUGACUUGUAAUAAGAGAGAAUGGCGCUUCUUUCAUUCUCCAUGUACGGCUUGAGGGCUCAAAUUGCCGGUCAGACCCAGUAAGUUGUCGACAAGUUAAAGCUGUGGUGCGUAACUUUUGCGUUGACUUUGUCGAUGUUAUUAUUCUGCCUCUUUUUAUUCUUUGUGAACAGAAACUAUGUAAAGUGGUUAGCAUGCUGCGCCCCUCCAUCACAAAAUGGGCACUUUGAAGCAAUACUAUCAGCGUACAUACGGCAGCAGCAGCAGGGGCAGGUGGGGGCAUGACGCAUUUGUCCCGUCAACCUGCGGAAUGACUGAUAGUUUCCUUUUUCUUUAAUUUUUCUACAACAGUAGAAUCCAGCUCUGAAACUUUCCCUGGGUGCUUGUUUGUGUUUUCAGUCAUUCUUCACCCCGGCUGCAGCCACCUCACUCUCACUAGAAUAUCGCUAGGCAACACAAGAUCUAACCACUGUUAUUCUGAGAAACACGGAGAACAUCAUGGAUGAGCUGUCACGGAUAUUUGUUUAUGUUUUAGUUACACGCUACAGCUUUAACGAAUACAUCUGCUGUCACCGCGGUGUGUGUUUGCCACAGCAACAACCAGCGAAUGUUCCACAGUGUUGCUUUAAAAGAAGCCACACCACAUACUUGACGUGCUGCAAAUUAAGCAAUCCCUUCGGUGUUACGGUUUCCUACUGUGUCAAACACAGAAAAACUUUGGGGUUCCAGUUUUCACCAGAUUCUUUCUUUCUCAGCCCUGAUUUUCCCAGUCUGGUCUUCAUGCUGCCUUUUCUGCAGUUUUAAAAUCAUAUCACAGCCUUCAUCAGCACAUGGACCUAGUUCGGGUGUCCUCUCCACAUCUAAUGUGGGGAUUUUUAUUAUUCUUCCAAAUGAGUUCACCAACAAUUACUCACCAUUUCUCAUCACAUGACUCCCAUGACUGAAGUACAGCAACAAGUGAGGGGAAAAAAAAAACAACAGCUUGUGAGUGUGCACGUACAGGCACUGGAUCCCACGCUCACAACAUUUCAUUUCACGCUUUCAAUUUCCUUUGUUACAUUCUUGUGUUUUAUUUAUUCCAGGUAUUUAUUGAAAUGUGUUGUUUUUUUUAAACCACUAGGGGGACAACUCAAAACAUACACAAUAACUGUUAAAGCAUAACCGCAUUGCUUUGAAGUCCGAAGUCUGUCUGCUUUGUCCCGUGUGUGUGUGUCGUAUGAGCCGUGUGUAACACUCGCCUGAUGACAAUGUAUGCAGGAUACUCGGUUUGUGUGUGCAAUAUAUUUGUAGUUAUUGCUGAUCAUACAUAUGCCCUACAUCGUCUUCACUGUUCUGGGGGUGGGGUGUGGGUGGGGAAUUUGCAAUUACUGUUACUGGACGCUGCUGUGAUGUUGCGUUGUGUGUGUCUCAGAUACCAGAUGCCGUGAUGUAUGUGUGCUCCAUGCCUUUUUGUAGAUCUGUUGGAUACAACGCUCAUCAGACCAAUACUAGAAAGCUUUUACUCGUGUGGUGAAGAAAUGUAUCGCACAUCCUGCUGCACUAGCACUUUCUUCUGACUAAUGUCUAAUACACUGCUAGUUGUUCCCAAAUAAAUAUAUUUUUGGUGGAGAAAAAGAUUUUUUUUUUCAAAUUUAUUCUAACAGUCACCAAAUACAGGGUCGCUUCAUUGCACCUUUGUGGCACAAUCAAACCUGAUAUUUGUACAUAACCUGAUAUUUGCAAUAAAAGGUCUUGUUGUGUUUGA